AUGGAGGUGGAGGUGACGGCAGACGAGCAGAACAGGAGCGCGGCUGAGUCGACAGCAGCUGGUUUCUGCUCCCACUGCAGCCCCCCCACUCCUGCUUCCCCUGCACCGGCCACACCAACACUGCAGGACUCCCGUGCCACAGAUCCAGAACCAUACUCAGUGUAUUCUGGGGCUGAGGAGAAUUUUUUUGACCAACAGCUGGCAUUUCAAGCAGGCAUAAGGUUGGAGCCUCUGGCCAAACCCCAGACAGCACUUGCUGUGGAUGGACACCUCCUGGCCCGUGUUACUCACCUGACUGAACCACUCACACUCGUCCUGUCUGGCGACAGAAACUAUGAUGUUGGGAAUCGUGAGUUGCUGGCUGUCAAGAUGGCUCUCAGGGAGUGGCAACAUUGGCUGGAGGGCUCAAAGCUGCCAUUUGUGGUUUGGACAGACCACAAGAACCUCGCCUAUAUUCAGACUGCCACGUGGCUCAACUCCCACGCUGAGGAGACCUCCACUGAGCCCGAGACCAUCCUGCCAGUCUCUCAAGUGGUGGCCCCCAUUACUUGGGAGAUUGCCUCCCAAAUCCAGGAGGCACAACACACCCAGCCGGACCCUGGUGGAGGUCCUCCCAACUGUCUCUUUGUUCCUGACUCUGUCCGGGCUCCAGUUCUCCAAUGGGUAAAUCUUCUCACACACCCCCUGCUGGUCUGCUCCAUCCUCUGCCUGUUCCUGGUCGCCCAUGGUCCCACAUUGCUGUUGACUUUGUCACUGGUCUCCCAGCCUCCCAAGUCAGCUCACUGCUUGUGUACGAUGGCCAAACAUUGUUGUGGCCCCUCUGCCAAGGACUUGGUGAAAAUCGACUACGAUCAUGAUGGUCACGCAUUUCAGCCACUUCACUUCCCCAGCGGGAUACCUACUCACCUUCGGCGUACCUUUGUUCCACUCCCCUGGCGUAGACGCCGCCGCCGCCAGGGUAAACGCAGCGGCCAGCUGGUCUUUAAUGAUCCCAUCCAUGGGCACAUGGAGGUACACCCACUCCUUGUCAAAUUCAUUGACACUCCCCAGUUUCAAAGACUACGAAACAUCAAGCAACUGGGUGCAGCCUACUAUGUCUACCCUGGAGCAUCCCACAACCGUUUUGAACACUCCAUUGGAGUGGCGCACCUAGCAGGACAGUUUCUUCAAGCUCUGAGAGACCGGCAGCCAGACCUUGACAUCACUCAGAGAGACAUCCUUUGUGUGCAGAUCGCUGGUCUCUGCCAUGACCUUGGACAUGGGCCUUUUUCUCAUUUGUUCGAUGGAAGAUUAAGUCCUGAAAUUAGGAAGCAAAAACAGCAACCACCAAACAAUGAUGACUGGAAGCAUGAGGACGCUUCUAUAAUGAUGUUUGAUCACAUGGUGAAAGUUAAUAAGUUGGAAGAGGAGAUGGUGAAGUACAAGCUGGAUCCGGAUGAGGACCUUGAAUUCAUCAAGCAGCUGAUAGUUGGACGCCCAGAUGGUGAAAAUCAGGGAAGAGGUAAGGACAAGUCUUUCCUCUGUGAAAUCGUGGCCAACAAAACCAAUGGCAUUGAUGUCGAUAAGUGGGACUACCUCGCCAGGGACUGCCAUCAUCUGGGCAUUCCCAUGAGCUUUGACUAUCGCCGCCUCCUGAUGUUUGCCAGGGUGUGUAAGGUGGACAAACGGACACACAUCUGCGUCAGAGACAAGGAAGCAGCAAAUCUGUAUGACAUGUUCUACAGAAGGUUCUCUCUCCACCAAAGAGCCUACCGGCACAGAGUGAACAACAUCAUAGAAUACAUGAUCACAGAGGCCCUUUUAGAGGCAAAUGAACACAUCAAGAUUGAUGGAAUCAAACUUUCCGAAACCAUCCAUGACAUGAGCGCCUACACCAAGCUGACAGACAGCGUGUUUGAUCAAAUACUCAACUCCCCUGAUGUGAAUCUACAGGGGGCAAGAGAGAUCCUCAACAAGAUUGUCCGUCGACAGAUCUACAAAUGUUUGGGCAAGAUUCCUAGCAAGGUGGUCACUCAGUUAUGUUCUUGUGUCUUUUCAUGUCUGUGUUGGUGUGGCCAUGUCCAUAUGCUCAGCAUGCAUUGAUCUGUGACUGUGACUAAACUUGG
Messenger RNA from Myripristis murdjan (pinecone soldierfish), 2105 nucleotides. RefSeq lists its product as uncharacterized. Gene Ontology annotation, biological process: dGTP catabolic process; defense response to virus; regulation of innate immune response. The coding region runs from base 1 to 2082 and encodes 693 amino acids. The transcript is spliced from 18 exons. Gene Ontology annotation, cellular component: nucleus. The record is from RefSeq and is a predicted model, not a curated record. Lineage: Eukaryota; Metazoa; Chordata; Actinopteri; Holocentriformes; Holocentridae. Gene Ontology annotation, molecular function: dGTPase activity.